Messenger RNA from Fusarium sp. VM40, 318 nucleotides. NCBI's taxonomy places the organism in Eukaryota, Fungi, Ascomycota, Sordariomycetes, Hypocreales, Nectriaceae. The record is from the annotation of a GenBank genome assembly.
AUGGGAACGCACAUCAUCGUCCUUACUUGGAUCACUCCUGCUUUUGCUGGCAAUACUAAGGCAGGUGUAGGCCUUAGUAUUUUCAUUACUGUUACUCACGCCGUCCACAUUGCCGCAUUUAACAUCUAUCCCAAACCCGACGCGCCAUAUUAUCUGAGGGGUAACGCAAUAUCAAGUUCAUUCGUUUUCCUGACAGGUUUGAGUGCUUUCAGCAUGAGUGCGAUGCUUUACAGGGAGAACCGCCGACGCGAUAGACGUUUCGCUAGACCUGAAGAAGGCGUACCCAUCGACAUGGGAGGUGAUCCUGACAAAGCCUAG